CCCAGCCCUGGGUGAUACCGACGCGGUGAGCCCGGCCGCAGUCUCCUCGCUGCUCCGCAAACACCGCUGGGGUUCUGCUGGGGACACCUCUGAAGGGGGUGUUGACCUGGGACGCUUGUUAACUGGGGAAACUUCUUGAGAGGUUUUUCACAUCACCUUUGAUUAUUUCUCCUUUUCUAGUAAGAUAGAAAAAAGCACAGAACAGAAUCAUGUCGGAGCACAGCAGGAAUUCAGAUCAAGAAGAACUGUUUGACGAAGAGAUUGAUGAAGAUAAAAUCUUGGCCAACUUGUCCCCCGAAGAGCUGCUAGAACUGCAAUCAGAAAUGGAAGUCAUGGCCCCUGACCCCAGGCUUCCUGUGGGAAUGAUUCAGAAAGAUCAAACGGACAAGCCACCAACAGGAACCUUCGACCACAGGUCUCUUGUUGAUUACAUGUACUGGCAAAAGGCGUCCAGACGCCUGCUGGAGGACGAGCGCGUUCCCGUCACCUUCGUGCCCUCCCAGGAAAACACUAAAGAGCAGCAUGAAGAAAUGGACAAAGGUAAUAAAAAGGUGUCCCAGUAUUUAAAAGAAAAGCUCAAUAAUGAAAUCACUGCAAAUAAAAGAGAAUCAAAGGGCAGUGUCCAAGAAACAGACAGUGAGGAUGAGGAUGAGGAGGAAGAUGAAGAUGAAGAUGAGGAGGACGAAGAUGCAGAAGAUGAAGGAGAAGAUGAGAGUGAAGGGAGUGAUGAGAAAACAAAAAGAGAAGAGGAAGGCGAAGUGAAGGAGCCAAUCAGAAAUGGUGAGAACAGCUGCCAGCAGGUGACAAACAAAGCAUUUGCAGAACAGAAAGACAGACCAGAGGCCCAAGAACAAAGUGAGAGAAAAGUAUCAAAAUUAGAUCCCAAAAAGUUAGCUCUAGAUACCAGUUUCUUGAAGGUAAGUGCAAGGCCUUCAGGAAACCAAACUGACCUAGAAGGCAGCUUGCGGCGAGUUAGACAGAACGACCCCGACAUGAAGGAACUCAACCUGAACAACAUCGAAAACAUCCCCAAAGAAAUGCUACUGGACUUUGUUAAUACAAUGAAGAAAAACAAACACAUCAAGACCUUCAGUUUAGCGAACGUGGGUGCGGAUGAGAAUGUGGCCUUCGCCUUGGCUAACAUGCUGCGUGAAAACAGGAGCAUUACCACGCUCAACAUCGAGUCCAAUUUCAUAACAGGUAAAGGAAUUGUGGCCAUUAUGCGGUGUCUCCAGUUUAAUGAGACGCUAACCGAAUUGCGGUUUCACAAUCAAAGGCACAUGCUGGGCCACCAAGCCGAAAUGGAGAUAGCCAGGCUUUUGAAGGCAAAUAGCACUCUCCUAAAGAUGGGCUACCAUUUUGAGCUCCCGGGUCCCAGAAUGGUGGUGACCAAUCUGCUCACCAGAAAUCAGGAUAAGCAAAGGCAGAAAAGGCAAGAAGAACAAAAACAGCAACAACUCAAAGAGCAGAGAAGGUUAAUAGCCAUGUUGGAGAACGGGUUAGGACUGCCACCUGGGAUGUGGGAGAUGCUGGGAGGACCAAUGCCAGAUUCCAGGAUGCAGGAGUUCCUCCAUCCUCCCCCUCAUCCUCCCAACCCCCCAGCAGUCCCCUUCAGUCGACGAAAUGAAGUGAUGAAAAAGCCAUCACAGUCCCCUCCAUACAGGACGGACCCUGACUCCUUCCGGGGCGUGAAGCUCAAGAGGACCCAGCGCAAAUCUCGGAUGCCAGAAGCCAGAGACAACCCUGAGAAAACCAACCUCAAAGAUGUGAUCAAAACGCUGAAACCAGUGCCCAGAAACAGGCCGCCCCCGUUGGUGGAAAUCACGCCCAGAGAUCAGCUCUUGAAUGACAUUCGUCACAGCAACGUCGCCUUUCUUAAACCUGUGCAACUGCCAAAAGAAUUGGAAUAAGAGGCAACAGGAUGAUGUAGAAGAACGAGACCUGGGAUAGCGACUCUGGGACUUGAGCUCCGAGGCCGCGUCAGCAGCAGGGCCUGGCCCAGGCGGGACAGGGGAGGGGGCGUCGAUGGGAAUGUCGCCAAGGCACAGAGCUUGGCCUGUGGCAAGUGGUGGCUGAAAGGGAAGGGGGAGGAAAUCACACAUGAAUAUUGAGGGGCAACGUUUUCUACUUCAAAUCAGUUUGAGUAACUUUGGUGAAAUUUAGUCAUGCUCCCAGCACAGAAGUUAAAAACCCUUUUUUUUUUGGUAAACAUCCGCUUUACUAUUGUUUUCCGCUGCUAAAUA
Messenger RNA from Molossus molossus (Pallas's mastiff bat), 2243 nucleotides. It is a transcript of the gene LMOD3, whose product is annotated as leiomodin 3. Gene Ontology annotation, biological process: pointed-end actin filament capping; muscle contraction; myofibril assembly. Gene Ontology annotation, molecular function: tropomyosin binding. Gene Ontology annotation, cellular component: striated muscle thin filament; myofibril. The transcript has 3 exons. The coding region runs from base 210 to 1910 and encodes 566 amino acids. The record is from RefSeq and is a predicted model, not a curated record. NCBI's taxonomy places the organism in Eukaryota, Metazoa, Chordata, Mammalia, Chiroptera, Molossidae.